Molecule: messenger RNA, 1695 nt
Organism: [Torrubiella] hemipterigena
Lineage: Eukaryota; Fungi; Ascomycota; Sordariomycetes; Hypocreales; Clavicipitaceae
Source: the annotation of a GenBank genome assembly
AGACACGACGACAAAAAGGCCCAAUUCGACGGUGUCUUGCCUUUGCCAACACAACGGCCAUUGAUUGCGAGCAAUAGGCCCAUCUUCACCAGGACAUCUCCCCCUCCCUCGCUAAUUGACUUCCGACCGGGGCCGCAUCACUUCGCCAUGAGCGCCCUCCACAGACUCGCCAGCACCGGCGCCAGACGGCUGUGUCUUCGUCAAGCCCUGCCUGCCGCCCGUCCCCUCUCGACGACAUGUGCUCGCAAGUACGCGACGACUUCCGAGCCCAUGGGCACCAGACUCAUCCCCGUUGAUGACGACUUCCGCCCCCUCCCCGACAACUACGGCUUUCCCGGCGCCGGCCGUGACGGCAAGGUGAAAAAGGCGCUUGACGAGAACUCGACCGAGGGCCGCAAGGUCAGACACUACACUGUCAACUUUGGUCCCCAGCAUCCUGCUGCCCACGGCGUGUUGCGUCUGAUUCUUGAGAUUAACGGCGAGGAGAUUAUUCGCGCCGAUCCUCACGUCGGCCUCCUGCACCGUGGCACGGAAAAGCUGAUUGAGUACAAGACCUAUCUCCAGGCUCUCCCUUACUUUGACCGUCUCGACUACGUCUCCAUGAUGACCAAUGAGCAGUGCUUUGCUCUUGCUGUUGAGAAGCUCCUCAAUGUUGAGAUCCCCGACCGUGCCAAGUACAUCCGUACCAUGUUUGGCGAAAUUACUCGCAUCCUGAACCAUCUCAUGUCCGUCCUUUCACACGCCAUGGAUGUUGGUGCUUUGACUCCCUUCCUGUGGGGUUUCGAGGAGCGUGAGAAGCUCAUGGAAUUCUACGAGCGUGUCUCUGGUGCCCGACUCCACGCCGCCUACGUCCGCCCUGGCGGUGUCCACCAGGAUAUCCCCAUUGGCCUUCUCGACGAUAUCUACCAGUGGGCUACUCAGUUCGGUGACAGAAUCGACGAGACCGAGGAGAUGUUGACGGAUAACCGUGUCUGGAUCGAACGUCUCCGCGGUGUCGGUGUCGUCUCUGCCGCCGAAGCCCUGAACCUCUCCUUCACUGGUGUCAUGCUUCGUGGCUCCGGUGUCCCCUACGAUAUCCGCAAGAGCCAGCCCUAUGAUGCUUACGACAAGGUCGACUUUGACGUCCCUGUCGGCACCAACGGUGACUGCUACGACCGUUAUCUCUGCCGUAUGGAGGAGUUCCGCCAGUCUCUUCGCAUCAUCCACCAGUGCCUCAACGACAUGCCUGCCGGCCCUGUCCGCGUCGAGGACUACAAGGUCUCUCCCCCUCCCCGUUCUGCCAUGAAGGAGAACAUGGAGGCUCUCAUCCACCACUUCCUCCUCUACACCAAGGGUUACGCUGUGCCCCCUGGCGAGACAUACUCCGUCAUCGAGGCCCCCAAGGGCGAGAUGGGUGUCUACGUCGUAAGUGACGGCAGCGAGCGCCCCUACAGAUGCCACAUCCGCGCCCCCGGUUUCGCUCACUUGGGCGGUUUCGACCACGUCGCCAAGGGCCACAUGUUGGCUGAUGCCGUCGCUGUUAUUGGUACUAUGGAUUUGGUGUUUGGUGAGGUCGAUCGAUAAACGGGUGUAAAGGAGGUGGAAUAAGUCAUGUAGAAUGGUUAUCAAAGUCUUCUUUUUCUUUUGUCUGUAGUCAUAGCUGGCUAGGAGAAUUAAAGUAUAUACUCCAAAUGCAAGUUUUGCUUAAUUCCUUUU